Messenger RNA from Diprion similis, 2156 nucleotides. RefSeq lists its product as uncharacterized. The transcript has 10 exons. The record is from RefSeq and is a predicted model, not a curated record. Lineage: Eukaryota; Metazoa; Arthropoda; Insecta; Hymenoptera; Diprionidae. Bases 134 to 1993 code for a protein of 619 amino acids.
GUCAACUCGACGGGCAUUGCAAACAGCUGUAGCCUACUUCACUCCUGUGUGACAAACUUUUCAUCUCAACAACUUCAGUUUGCUUAUAGUUGGAAUCAUCAAAUCUCUCCAGAGAGAUAUUCCAAAUUCCAACAUGGAGUGUCUCGUCGGUAACAACUCGGAAAUGAUGCUUCAAACCGCCGACGAAAGUAACUACAAGUGCGAUGAAAACAGGCAGUUGCAUUGCCAGGAACUGAUUGAAUUAAACGAUCAAAUUGCUCAAGAUAAUGCUGCAAGUCACAUGAACGACUAUGCAAUUUUACCGGCAGUUAAUUUGUGUCCGAUAUGGGGCAUCAGCAAUUUGGAAGUAGUUGAGACUGGGCAAAGUGGAUUUGUAGAGGUCGGCAAUGUGGCAAAUAGUUCUGUUCCAACAUCUACCGGUAGGCCGAGAAGAAAGCCGAGACCGUAUUCUCCCUCAGAUCUGACUGCAGGCAGUAAGAAACAGAAGCAAAAGCCCAAAGUAAUUCGAGUACAGCGAAUUAAUUCUUCCAACGAUGUUUACAUCGACAAGAGAACUGGCCUGCCAUUUUCUUGCGACAAAUGUGAGUCGCCGCAUAUUGUCGAUCCAACACGAUGCAGUCCGGGAAAUCGGAAGCGACCACCAAUGCCAAGAAAGUACAUCGAUCCGAUUAGUGGCAGGAUUAUGAUGCUGUGUAAUGCUUGUGGAAUUGCAGCCAAGACAAAUCGAAAAGAUCGAACAACAAAGGUGAUUCAUGAUGCUGAAAAGUUGCUGCAACUUAAAACUCAUUAUCUUACCGAGUCAAUGAACUUUGCGAAAAAGCUUUCACUUGAAUGCAACGAACCAGAUUUGGCGAUGUUGUACUGUCCAUCAUUCAGUGCAAAGGGUUGUGGUUGCAUAGAGAAAUAUUUGUUUUCCGAAGCAAAUUUAGCGACUCAUGAAACACAGCUGAAAGCACUGGAUCUGUUAAGCUACCAUCGCAGGGCAGAAGAGUUGAACAGAAACGGCAAAUUCUCCAACGCGAGUGAAGACGACUACUGCAAUGUUCACUCGGAGAACGAACUCCACAUUGACGAGUGUGAAGAUAAUUUGAUUGAAGGAUUUCGCAAGCCACAUUACAAAUGCAAAAGCAGAGACUUUGAGAAGUUUGUUCUCAAUUCGAGGAUCAAAUUGAGGACGGAUUAUGCGCUGUGUGAGAAGGCUACGCAGAAGAUUUUGAUAUAUUCCAAUAAUUUCUUGCACAAGGAAUCAAAGACCGCACCUCAGAGAGGACCCAGAGUGGAUAAAAUAAUCAAAAGAACUGCUCGUCUGAAGCCAAUAUCUGAAAUGCAUAAGGAGCAUUGCUGCAGCAACGGGUGUACAAGGAUAGCAUUAAGCCAUGUCAAUCUUCUAGAAGACUGGCGGAAACGGGCAUCGGUUUGUCAAAAGGAUGCCAGAAGAGUAAUUGCCGAAAUGUUGACUCCAACGGGGGGGACAAAGGCUAAUUGUUACCGUUUCAUUAAAAUGGUUACUGGAAGCUGUGUAGCUACGAUUUUCUUGGUAAAUGAUCACAUGAAAAAAACUAAAGGAGAUCGAGAGCCUCCUGAGCAUGGAUUGAAGAGGUAUUGGCGGCGGAACUCGAAAUUACACAAAUCGAUGCCGAAAUCUGGCGAAAGCGCUUCUCCCAGUGCAAAACUACUGUCGGAAUCAACUCUGAUUCCAUCGGAUGAAGAACUGUUAUCGAUGGGAACAGAGGCAGCUUCUAAUUUACUGCAAGCAAAGAAACAGCAACUGGAAUAUUUGCAAAACAAGUUGCAAAAAGCUGAAUCAAGGCUGAAGGCAGCUGCUGAGACAACAACGACUGUAACACAAGACAUCGUGCCUCAAAUUUUGGUCAAUGAACUCAGGGACGGAGUACAGAACAACAUUUUUAUUCUUGGUCAAGAUGGGGUAAUUCGUCCUUGGAAGACAGAUCCACAGUAUGUGCACAUCACUGCGACACAGGAUAAUACAUGAUUCAAGUGACAAGUGAUCGAAUUAUACUCACGUGGCUGAAGAGGGAAAACUUGAACCGGCCGUCCGACAAACGAGGCAUCGUUUUCGGGGCGUAAUUCUCAAUUUGAUUGCAUAUAAUGGUGUUGAUAAUGCCGGUAGAGUUGCAGUAUACGUAGACACCGUC